UACAGUUAAAGAAAAGGCGAGGUAGGUGAAUAGUGUUGUGAUUUAUUACCGCUUGCUUAAGAAGAAGGAGCAGUUCCUCGAAAGAAAGCAAACGGGAAAUAACUCUUUAUGAACAGGAAUUGAAAUGGCAUUAGUUCCGUAUGAUGCUUCUGUGGUAUCAGGUCUGUGGAAGUUUCGUGAUUCUUCAGCCACAUUUAAUUUUGCUGAGCACACAAUCCAUAUUAAACAGAAUUGGAAAGAACUGGGCGUGGCUGCAGUUGUGUGGGAUGCUGCUGUCAUUCUCUGCAUGUACCUGGAGUCGGGAGCUGUUCAAAUAAAAGGCACCUCAGUUAUUGAACUGGGAGCAGGAACAGGACUGGUUGGAAUAGUCGCUGUGCUGCUUGGUGCUACUGUGACCAUCACUGACAGGAAAGUCGCCAUGAAUUUUCUGGAGUCCAAUGUCCGAGCAAACUUACCUGCAGGUCUUCAUUCCAGAGCUCAAAUCAAGGAGUUGACGUGGGGACACCAACUGGAACAUUUCCAGAAAGGAGGCUUUGACCUGAUUUUAGGAGCUGACAUUAUCUACUUGGAGGAAACUUUUGAAGAUUUAUUAAAAACACUAGAACAUCUCUGCUCUGAUAAAACAGUUGUAUUGCUGUCCUGCCGCAUUCGGUAUGAAAGAGAUGAAAAUUUCCUGAAGAAACUUGGAACUACUUUCUUUGUAGCUCAGGUCCAUUAUAAUAAAGAGAAGGAUGUCUACAUUUUUCGAGCAGAAAAGAAAAAGAACCUAAAGGAAGACUUGUAGCAGAACUGUGUGACUGUACACAUUUCAGUAGUACUGGUUAUAUUAACCAAGCCCAAUACAGAAUUACAGGUUCAGGCUUUGGCAUUUUGUAUAUGAGCUGCUUUCAUCAGAACAAGAAUGACGAGUUACAAAAUAAAGAGAAGAUUUUGUUUCUUA
Molecule: messenger RNA, 940 nt
Organism: Protopterus annectens (West African lungfish)
Lineage: Eukaryota; Metazoa; Chordata; Ceratodontiformes; Protopteridae
Gene: METTL21A
Product: methyltransferase 21A, HSPA lysine
Exons: 4
Coding region: 125-784 (219 amino acids)
Biological process (GO): peptidyl-lysine methylation
Cellular component (GO): cytoplasm; cytosol
Molecular function (GO): protein-lysine N-methyltransferase activity
Source: RefSeq, a predicted model, not a curated record